CUGUCAUGGCGGAGACGGUGUGGAGCACUGACACCGGGGAGGCUGUGUACCGCUCCCGGGAUCCCGUGCGCAAUUUGCGCCUCCGAGUUCACCUGCAAAGAAUCACAUCAAGCAGUUUCUUCCGUUACCAGCCUGCUGCUCAGCCGGGGAAGGACCUCAUAGACUUGGCCGCUUUUAGGCCUCACCCAGCCUCCAGUGGGUGUAUGGUGGCCAUAUGGCCCCUUGAAGAUAUGAGGAAGGGCCUGGGGUGGUAGUUAACUCUUAAGCCAGAGUAGACCCAGGUGGACACCACUCAGAUGAAGAUGAAGAGGAGGAGGUAGUGAUUGGGUGGCAGGAGAAGCUCUUUAGCCAGUUUGAAGUAGAUCUGUACCAAAAUGAAGCAGCCUGUCAGAGCCCCUUGGAUCAUCAGUACCGUCAAGAGAUCCUGAAACUGAAGGAUUCGGGAGACAGAAAGAACCAACGGAUUUUUACCUACACUGACUCUGACAGAUACACCAAUUUGGAGGAGCACUGUCAGAAAAUGACCACCGCAGCCCAUGAGGUGCCAUCAUUCUUGGUUGAGAGAAUGGCAAAUGUCAGGCGGCGACGGCAGGACAGGAGAGGGACGCUCUUCAGGGGAUGCCAGGGAAGUGACCCUUCCUAUUGUGGCUCCCAGGGAGGGCAGCAUCUUCAAGUCACGAAUUGUCACCUGGAAACCCUCAGAAGAAUUUGUCAGGAACAACCAUGUCAUCAACACCCCUCUUCAGACAAUGUACAUCAUGGCCGACCUGGGGCCGUAUGGAAAGUGGGACCAGCGAUUCUGAACCUUGCUGUUGAUGUCCCGGUUUCUAGGCUCGGCUAUAAGAAGUAUGAACAUGUCCUCUGUACUCUGAAGGUGGACAGCAACGGUGUGAUCACCGUGAAGCCUGACUUCACUGGCCUCAAAGGACCCUACAGAAUUGAGACUGAGGGGGAGAAGCAGGAGCUGUGGAAGUACACAGUCGACAACGUGUCCUCCCUUGCGCAGCCGGAAGAGGAGGAGCGGGAACAGCGUGUGUUCAAGGAUCUUUAUGGUCGGCACAAGGAGUAUCUCAGCAGCCUUGUGGGCACUGACUUUGAGAUGACCAUCCCGGGUGCCCUCCGGCUCUUUGUCAAUGGAGAGGUAGUUUCAGCCCAAGGCUAUGAAUAUGACAAUCUCUACGUCCACUUCUUUGUGGAAUUGCCAACUACUAACUGGUCAAGCCCAGCACUGCAGCAGCUUUCCGGAAUAACACAGACCUGCACCACCAAAUCCCUGGGAAUGGAUAAGGUGGCUUACUUCUCCUACCCAUUCACGUUUGAGGCCUCCUUCCUCCAUGAUGACGAAUCUGCUGAUGCUCUCCUAGAGUGGCCGGUGCUCUACUGUGAGGUCCUCUCACUGGACUUCUGGCAGAGGUGUCGUGUAGAAGGCUAUGGGGCUGUGGUACUGCCCGCCACCCCAGGCGCUCACACUCUGACAGUCUCCACGUGGAGGCCCUUGGAGCUCGGCACUGGGGCUGAGCUGAGGAGGUUUUUCAUUGGCGGUUCUCUGGAACUCGAGGACCUCUCCUACGUGCGAAUACCAGGAACCUUCAAGGGGGAGUGUCUGAGCCGCUUUGGGCUCCGCACGGAGACCACAGGGAGUGUCACCUUCCGCUUGCACUGUCUGCAGCAGUCUAGGGCCUUCAUGGAGUCAAGUUCCCUCCGGAAAAGGAUGCGGAGUGUGUUGGACCGUCUGGAAGGAUUCAGCCAGCAGAGUUCCAUUCACAAUGUACUGGAGGCCUUCCGUCGAGCCCGGCAUCGCAUGCAGGAGGCCCGAGAAAGCCUUCCCCAGGACCUGGUGAGCCCCUCGGGAACCAUGGUCUCCUAGCUCACUGCAGCCCUGACCUCUGCAUGAGGACAAGACUGGUGCUGUCUGAGGCCGGCACCUUCCUGCCUCUUCACCUUUCUUACUGGAGACCACAGUGACCUGCUGAGAAGCCGAGGUCCUGUGGGACCUGGAAGCAUGGAAGGAUUUGGGGUUCCCUGGGCUGCUGCUGAAGACUAGAAAGAAGAGCCAGCCUCUUCCAGGAUCCCAGUGGACAGCAUUUAUGGCAGUAAAGCAGGAGACCCUGUGGCCCCCAUAUAACGCCCCCCUUCAUAUUUCAGCUACCACUGCAAGCAGACAGUAGCUUUUUGGUUUAAAACCAGUUUGGUAUAAGUCCAUAGGUAGUUCUGCCCCAGACACAGCCUCACUCUCAGAAGGAGCAAUCUGCAGGCACCUCCUGUUUCUUAACCUACUUUCUUUCAAGAAAGAAAAAGCAAGGUGAGAGGGAUACUAAGUUCCUGGCCUGGGAGUCUCAACCUCCUCUUUCCUGGGUAACCUUGUCCUACUGCUUGGGGCUUUUUGCUUUUGAGAUACAACUUGUCCCUAGAGUAAAUGGAGACUGAAGGAGGUGCCCGGUCCUUUCUGAGAGCUGGGUGGUGGCUUUUAUUGUGUUUUUGGUACAUAAAAACUUUUUAUACUGA
Manis pentadactyla (Chinese pangolin) is the source of this 2505-nucleotide messenger RNA. RefSeq names its product MKS transition zone complex subunit 1 (gene MKS1). Gene Ontology annotation, biological process: cilium assembly. Gene Ontology annotation, cellular component: MKS complex. The record is from RefSeq and is a predicted model, not a curated record. The coding region runs from base 521 to 1867 and encodes 448 amino acids. NCBI's taxonomy places the organism in Eukaryota, Metazoa, Chordata, Mammalia, Pholidota, Manidae. The transcript is spliced from 18 exons.